Messenger RNA from Hydractinia symbiolongicarpus, 1080 nucleotides. RefSeq lists its product as uncharacterized. The transcript has a single exon. The record is from RefSeq and is a predicted model, not a curated record. NCBI's taxonomy places the organism in Eukaryota, Metazoa, Cnidaria, Hydrozoa, Anthoathecata, Hydractiniidae. Gene Ontology annotation, molecular function: nucleic acid binding. Gene Ontology annotation, biological process: DNA integration. Bases 1 to 1080 code for a protein of 359 amino acids.
AUGAGGAUACUGGUAGAUCUAAUUGAAUCUGGCAUUACCGGAAAUCGGGAAGACUUAUCACCUCAUCUUCAGAUUUACCACCAGUAUCGUGACCAUCUCUCAACAGUUGACGGUGUCGCUCUCUACAAGGACAGGGUUAUUGUUCCGAAAUGCCUACGCUCCAAUAUUUUAUCAAGCCUGCAUGCUGCACAUCACGGAGUCACAUCCAUGACCUUGAGAGCAGAAUCUUCCGUCUUCUGGCCUGGCCUUACUUCUGACAUCAUCAAACUACGACAAGGGUGUAAAAGCUGCGACCACAUCGCACCAUCACAACAAUCAGCUCCACCGACCCCUCUUAAUUAUCCUGAUUAUCCAUUUCAACAACUAUGUGGUGACUUCUUCCACUAUGCCGGUCACAAUUAUCUUGUUUGUGUUGAUAGGUAUUCGAAUUGUCCUAUCGUGGAAGAAGCCAGGAAUGGGGCCAGUGUCCUAAUUGAUUGUCUACGCCGCACCUUUGUCACGUAUGGCAUACCCGACGAAUUCGCAUCGGAUGGGGGGGGGGGGGCAGAGUUAUGUGCAUCAUCUACAUCAACCUUCCUUCGAAACUGGGGUGUCCACCAUCGUGUUUCAUCGGUCGCGUACCCACAUAGCAACUGCAGAGCUGAAGUUGGUGUUAAGACUGUUAAACGGAUGCUAAUGGAUAAUGUCGGCCCCAGUGGCAACCUCGAUACAGACUCAUUCCAACGUGCCAUGCUGCAAUAUCGCAACACACCCAACCAAACCACAAAACUGUCACCUGCUGCUUGGCGCACCAUAUCACCGACUACCUCGCCAAUGAUACCAGUCAAACCGUCGGAUCGCGAUAUAGAUGACAGCAGCCACUCUGCAGACCAGCCUCGAUUGUCAAAAUCUCCGCCUCCACCAGCUGAACAUGUUGCAACCCGGAAGCCCGUAUUUGAGGAGGGCACUUCUACCGCACUCCAGUCCGAUAAAAGUCCUCGCAUUGAUUUACCUUUGCCAACGUCACCACUACCUUCGAUUCGUCGCUCUACGAGAGAGCACCGUCAACCAGCAUAUCUUCAGGACUUUAACAUGAAUUAG